UAGCACGUUGCGCCCUUCGCGCCGCAGAAUGUCGUCAAUCCGUCGCCGCCGCUUCUCUGCUAGCACAUAACAAUGUUGCGUCCAUACAUGCUAUCUCCGAUAGCAUCCAGCACUCUGGGAGACUUUUGGAGGAGGCACGGAACCUGUCGCACGCGCAGGCAUCAACGUCAGCUCGUGGUUUCUUUACUAUGGGGACAGCACCAGCAUCUAAAAAGUACAACCAGCGUCGACUCGUAGGGUGGACACCCGAGCAACUUUAUACCGUUGUUUCGCGCGUUGAAGACUACUACAAAUUCGUGCCAUGGUGCCAGCGCUCAACCGUAGUUAAGCCGGCCUCCAACAACUACAUGGAAGCAGAGCUUGAAGUCGGUUUCCAGGUCCUCGUAGAAAGGUACACUAGCCAAGUCUUCCUGGCCCCCGGACGCUCAGUUCGCUCGCGCGUCGCCGACAGCUCCCUCUUCCACCACCUCGACUCUACCUGGACCAUGGAGGCAGGGCCCACACCCCGCACCUGCUGGCUCUCCUUUUCCGUGGACUUUGCCUUCCGCUCGCAGCUUCACGGCUAUCUAGCGGACAUCUUCUUCAACGAGGUCGUCAAGCAAAUGAGCGGCGCCUUUGAGGGACGCUGCGCGACGCUGUACGGACCGUCAUCGUUGAUAAGCCCGCCGGUGCCGGCGGCGGGGCAGCGGCCGCGGCAUCCUGCGUCUGCAGCGGCGGGGGCGGGGGCUGGAGCGGGAGUAGCGGCAGGGAGAGGUGCAGGAGGAGGAGGAGCGGCUGCAGCUGCUUCUGGAACAGCAGCAGCCGCAGCACAUGGAGCGCGGUGUCGGUGUUCCGGGCAUGCGCAUAAUAAAGCAACGGCAGCACCACCGACACCAGCAGCAGCAGCAGCGACAGUGGGGGAAGCGGGGGCAGGAAAGAAAUGAUGAGGAUAGUGUUGAUGAGGUUAGUUAAGCUUGGGAGCCCCAGUGCCGG
Molecule: messenger RNA, 972 nt
Organism: Astrephomene gubernaculifera
Lineage: Eukaryota; Viridiplantae; Chlorophyta; Chlorophyceae; Chlamydomonadales; Astrephomenaceae
Source: the annotation of a GenBank genome assembly